GCCGGCUUGAUGUUUACUGACAUGGUGUCUCAGUUAACGGCUCUUCAGCAGGAGUUACUAAACGCAUUGCUGGACUCGGGACUCACCAAGGAGCUGCUGGUUCAGGCGCUGCAUGAUCUAGACCCGCGUCCCCCCAGCUUCCCUAUCAAAACCGAGAAACCUUUAUCUCCUGCCAGCGCAAACGGUGGCAGCGAUUCGGAUUCGAAGCCGGUGUAUCUGACCCUGCAGGGCAGAGGGAGUAAAGUGUCCGGGGAUGAGGGCUCAGAUUCCGGGGAGGACUUCGACACGCCGCCCAUCCUGAGAGAACUGCAGUCGCUUAACACCGAGGAGGCGCAUGAACAGCGCGCCAUGGUGGAGCGCAUGCUGGCUGAGGAUCCGUGGCGAGCAGCACGCACCAUUAAAAGCUACAUGCAGCAACACAACAUUCCUCAGCGUGAAGUGGUGGAUGUGACAGGCUUAAACCAGUCUCAUCUUUCUCAACACUUGAAUAAAGGAACACCUAUGAAAACAACCAAACGUGCAGCACUGUACACCUGGUAUGUCCAGAAACAACGAGAAAUUGACCGCCAGUUUGACUGUGUUCAGGGCUCCGAUCCAAGUGAUUCAGGCAGUCAGGAUCAGGUCCUGUUUUUUUUCCCAGAAUUCCACCAUGGUGGGCAGAACUCUGGUGCUGUGACUGGAUCACAGGCAGACGAUGGCGUGCCGGGUUCCAAGAGAGUGAGACGGAACCGCUUCAAAUGGGGGCCAGCUUCUCAGGAUAUCCUGUACAAGGCCUAUGAGAGACAAAAGAACCCCAGCAAAGAGGAGAGAGAGGCACUGGUGGAGGAAUGCAACAGGGCUGAGUGUGUACAGAGGGGAGUAUCACCCUCUAAAGCUCAUGGUCUCGGCUCCAACCUAGUUACAGAGGUUCGCGUCUAUAACUGGUUUGCUAACAGACGUAAGGAGGAGGCUUUCCGACAGAAGCUGGCCAUGGAUACGUAUCCAGUUCAUGGUCUGAACCCCUUGCUGUCUUCCACAAACAGCCAUCACCACCACAGCAGCCCAGACACAAAACUUAGAUACAGCCAGCAGGGAAGCAGUGAUGUCACAUCAACAACCAUUGGCCAUCUUGGCAAUAGCCAGUCAGUGCUGCAGCAGGUGUCUCCGUCUGGCCUGGAUUCCUGUCACAGCCUUCUGUCACCUGAAGCCAAGAUGAUCUCAGCUUCAGGUGGAGUCUUGCCCCCAGUAAGCACUUUGACCAAUAUUCACAGUCUGUCCCAGUCCUCUCACCAUCACCAGCAAGCCCAGAGUCUGAUCAUGACGUUUGCUGCUCAGAGCUUGGGUGCCCCCCCAUCUCAGAAUGUUCCCAUCAUUAACAGCGUAUCUGGCUUGACAGCGCUACAGCCAAUGCAUUUUUCGCAUAGCCCCGGACUCACGCCGCUUACCACCGCACACCCCUCCCAGCAGUCCUACACACACAUGUACUCGCCCAAGCAGGAACCUCCUCAGUACUCACAUGUUUCCCGAUUCUCCCCCAUGGAAACCAGUACAAUCUCUUUAGGCUCCAGCAAGCAGUGUCCAUUGCAGGCUUGGUGAGACACAUCAGUGAAAGUACUUCCCUGGCAGCUAAGAACAAGAGUGCCUUACUACAAUAGCCAUGAAGACUUCUUAAGCCAAAGAACUAUUAACAAGAGCACUGUGAUUUCAUCAGAUGAUAAAUGUAGAGUUUUAGUUGACAGUCGUGAGGUGGUGCUGUUAGAAGUAGCUGGAAUGUUUGGUGGACUGACACUGCAGCAUGAUUUUUGCUUUGUUAUGAGCAAAUCUUUUAGCAUUUCCUGCUCUUCAGAAUGAGCAUGCAGCCUCUUUACUGACCAGUCAUGAAAUUCACUGUUUUAGCGGGUAUCCAGAUGCUAACACAGCCUUAUGGAGCUUAGUUUAAAUCCUCUGUACCACUAAUUCAAUGUUUGCUAAAAUGUCCAUAUUAUAUUGGCAUUAAUAGUCUAAGAUGCAACUGUAACUUAAGAUUAAGAAUGAAAUAUGGAUUCAGAUAGAGAAUAAGGUCAAGCAAGUUUUUUUUUUCCAAAUUACAAUUUUUUAAUGUAGUAUGAUUUCAAUGACAAAUUAGUUCUGUACAAUGAAAUUUCAUAUUUGUAUAUUAUUGUAUCAUUUUUAGGAUAC
Trichomycterus rosablanca is the source of this 2157-nucleotide messenger RNA. It is a transcript of the gene hnf1bb, whose product is annotated as HNF1 homeobox Bb. Gene Ontology annotation, cellular component: nucleus. Gene Ontology annotation, biological process: liver development; regulation of transcription by RNA polymerase II; pancreas development. The transcript is spliced from 9 exons. The record is from RefSeq and is a predicted model, not a curated record. The coding region runs from base 10 to 1575 and encodes 521 amino acids. NCBI's taxonomy places the organism in Eukaryota, Metazoa, Chordata, Actinopteri, Siluriformes, Trichomycteridae. Gene Ontology annotation, molecular function: DNA-binding transcription factor activity, RNA polymerase II-specific; RNA polymerase II cis-regulatory region sequence-specific DNA binding.